Saccostrea echinata is the source of this 791-nucleotide messenger RNA. RefSeq lists its product as uncharacterized. The record is from RefSeq and is a predicted model, not a curated record. The transcript is spliced from 5 exons. NCBI's taxonomy places the organism in Eukaryota, Metazoa, Mollusca, Bivalvia, Ostreida, Ostreidae. The coding region runs from base 8 to 712 and encodes 234 amino acids.
GACAUGAAUGAUGCCAUACCCCAAAUUCAAAUUUUUUAACGAUCACGGCGGGGUUCCAGAACCUCUCAUUUCUACUGAGGAAUUCUGCUUGUACGCCCCAUUGGUUUUGUGCAUAGGAACAAUACUGUCAUUGGGACUUGGUCCCCCUAUAGAAAUUGACAAUGUUCUUACCGAGAUUUUAGCAGAACACGCUGUAUCUGCAGCAACACUUUUUGUAUGUUUCAACAUUGUACAAGUUUUUCAUCCGGUGGACAGCCAUGUCGAUGAGACGUUGGAAUCCCCAUCUUCCUCAACAUCCGAGGACAUCAAGUUUACUGACGCUUCUUCUCAAACAGAAGAUAGAAACUACAAAAUGGAGACGAUGCUUAUGAAGCAGAAAUAUGACAAAGAGAUCAGAAAGUUAGGCAGAGAAUCCAGGAUUGUGAAGAGGAAAUUUGGCAAACAAAUCACAGAUUUACGACGAAAGAUAGAAUCCACCGAUAAGGAACUGAGUAGCCUACAGUUACAGAUCCCCGCCCUUGAGAACGAGAGAUCCGCCCUACUGUCGGAGACUGACGCAGUGGAUAAACAACUGGAGGAAGAGAAGUUCCGUUAUGAUACAUUGAUGACAAAGUACGAGGCUUUCCAUGCCCAGCUCAUGCAGAGUGGAAUUGCCUCGUUAAUGUCUAUGAACUUUUUAAACUCCCGUCCAGAGUUAUGGCAACAGAUUUAACUGCAUCAUUGAGUAAUAAUAUUAUUUCUAUUUGGUGUAUAGAUGGUGGCAGAAUAUAUAAUUUAACAUUGAUAAAUUA